AAAUCUGGAGAAGCAACGACGACCAACACCCAACAACUGCUCCUCCGUCUGCCAAGCUACAGUCUGCGUGUAUUGCUCCGUCCUGGUCCAGACAGCCAGUGGCCCCGGUCAUCAGUGACUCGCAACUGCAGCAGUCGUAUCAAUAGCAGCAACAACAGCAGCAACAACAGCCAAACAUGAAGCUCUACUCCACCACCUUCACCUACGACCACCCAUGGUCCACUGUCACACUCGCCUACUUCCUGCGCUACCCCAAUCCAUAUGCGCAACAUGUCCUCGCCAGUGAUAUCCUCUCGAGGCAUGUCGACACACAAGGCACACUCCAUACGACACGCCUCCUCGUCAAGCGCGGCAAGCUGCCCAAAUGGGGCGCAAAGAUUCUCAACAUCUCGCAAACCUAUAUCAUUGAACAUUCCAUCGUGAAUCCAGCGACAAUGGAGAUGCAGACAGAGUCGCGCAACCUGGAUCACACCCGCGUGCUCAAAGUAGUCGAGUCGCAGCGCAUGACCGCAUCCCUCGCAGAUCCAACACAAACAGUCGUAGAGACCACUGCGAGAGCCUACAGCAAUCUCUUCUUUGGCGUCAGUGGACGUAUAGAAGGCCUCGGCGUCUCCAAAUUCAGAGAGAAUUUUGAGCGGUCUCGUCUCGGUAUGCAAGUUAUUUUGGAUGCUCUGUCCCGAAGAGAAGGCCCAACUUCAACAGGCAUCCGACUCGGUCAGGGACUUGGAGCGCGCUGGCGUAGCGUGCGGGAGUGGCAGGCACGCAUGAACGCUUGAUGAUUUAUUCUACAGAUGCAUAGCGGCAGCAUGUCUUUUCUCAACUCAUUCAUCUCAUGGUCUUUCUGUGCACUGCUAUCGUCCACCGCUUUCUGAUGCAUCCCUCGCUCUCAAUCAGCAGCAUAAAACAACUCGCAAUCCAGCUAGCACUGACUUCUGCUGAAAGCAGCGAGACAGUGACGUUAAGUAUGUCUGCAAUAUGGUCAGUCACUAAGGCACAGCUUCCUCAAGCUCGAGCUGCAGCAUGAACUCAUGAGCAUGAGUAAAGAGAGCUGUAUCUCCA
This is a messenger RNA of Protomyces lactucae-debilis, 1059 nucleotides long. RefSeq names its product PRELI-like family-domain-containing protein. Gene Ontology annotation, biological process: phospholipid transport. Gene Ontology annotation, cellular component: mitochondrial intermembrane space. Lineage: Eukaryota; Fungi; Ascomycota; Taphrinomycetes; Taphrinales; Protomycetaceae. The record is from RefSeq and is a predicted model, not a curated record. Bases 177 to 776 code for a protein of 199 amino acids. The transcript has a single exon. Gene Ontology annotation, molecular function: phosphatidic acid transfer activity.